Lindgomyces ingoldianus is the source of this 1301-nucleotide messenger RNA. RefSeq lists its product as uncharacterized. The transcript is spliced from 2 exons. Bases 117 to 866 code for a protein of 249 amino acids. Lineage: Eukaryota; Fungi; Ascomycota; Dothideomycetes; Pleosporales; Lindgomycetaceae. The record is from RefSeq and is a predicted model, not a curated record. Gene Ontology annotation, molecular function: oxidoreductase activity, acting on a sulfur group of donors, disulfide as acceptor.
CCACUUCCUUUAUUAUUAUCCCAAGGUCGACAAGGGCAUUGCUGCGCGCCAUCAGUCAUCGCAUCAUCCUCUGUGUCUGUAUAUAGGGCGCCAUACUCCCCGACCCACGGCUCGCCAUGGACGUUAAAACUCCCCUCCUCCCGCGAACAGAACGGCCAAUUCCUAUGCGCCGACGGCACAGAUUUCGACGCUUCCAUGCGGCCGCCUUCGUCUUUGUCCUUGGUCUGUUCUGGCUAGGCGUCAACUGGCAAUGCACCGAUCCAACCCACCAUCACAAUCAUGAAGCGACGGCGAAGGUGCCGAUGGAAGUGCACAUCAUGUCCAAAUGCCCAGACGCUCGAGACUGCUUACAAAAACUCGUCCUGCCGGCGAUGCAGAACGUCUCUGAUAAGGUCGACUUUAGGCUAUCAUUCAUUGGAAAAGCCACCGAAGAAGACGACGGGGUCCAAUGCAAGCACGGCCAGACAGAAUGUCUCGGCAACAUCCUCGAGCUCUGCGCCGCCGAGCUCUACCCCAAUCCGAAAUUAUACCUAGGGUUCACCAUGUGCAUGGAGCGCGACUACCCCAAUAUCCCGAAGAAAGAGCUUGUUCAAGACUGCGCGCUGGAACACGGCCUUGAUUUCGACCAGUUGAAUUACUGCGUGAGCCAGGAUGAUGGCGCGUUUGCGAUGGGCAUGCUUAGGGAUAGUGUCACAAGAAGCGCGGAUCUAAAUGUCACAACGAGCUGUACCGUCAGACUGGAUAGCAAGGUGCGAUGCAUUGUCGACGAUGGCGAGUUUGUCAAGUGCCCGGGAGGGUCCAGACCAGAAGACCUUGUGAGGGAUAUCAAGAAACUUUUCGAUGUCGCGAAAGGAUGGUCGGAAUAACCCCCCAUUCAUACCCACGACAGAUCCGCUACCUUUCUCAUUGGCGGUGCAUCCAAAAGCUAAUACCUCUCGCGAGUACCACUUCGCUUUCCUGUCUUCAAGGCGGCGGUUGUUCCCCGUUCUAUUUGCAUCUUCGGCGCAGGUUCGGUUUAGCAUUCGAUCGUUCUAUCUAUAUUGUGCAUUUCUUAGUUGGUCUUGAGACAGGAAGAAUUGAGAUUAUACCCACCUAGCACAGCACGGAGGCAUUCGGCAUUCGUUUCAGGUCUUCAACUAUGACUAUGCGAAAGAUUGGAACUGUACAAUAGGAUACGACACGGUACAGCAAGCCAUAUUCGCCGGAGGGUUUGGAUUGCUUUUAAGAACGAGAAUGAGAUUUUGCAUAUCACCUGGACAGACAGAGUACAUACGAAUACAUGUCCGCUUUCAAUCCAAGAC